CACUGAGCUUUGUUAAUAGCUGCUUCACCACCUUUGCUUCUCAUCUUCCUAUCUUUGUUACAACAAUGGAUGUUAUAGGUUUUGGUUUCAGACCCACAGAAGAAGAACUUGUCGACUAUUACCUCAGACACAGGUUGCUCGGUGAUGAUCCACAAGUCCACGUCAUCCCCGACAUCGACCUUUGUGAAGUGGAACCUUGGGACGUACCAAUGUUAUUCGGGGAAUCAGACGUGCAAUUCGAUUUUCGAGAAUGGUUUUUCUUCAGUCCUGUUGGUUUCAAGUAUUCAAACAGUAAAAGGAUUAACAGGACAACCAAGUGUGGCUUCUGGAAACCCACUGGAAAAGAUCGUGAGAUUAGGAGCUCCGACUCCAACAUUCUCAUUGCCACAAAAAAGACUCUCGUUUACUACAAAGGCCGCGUUUCACGUGCUGAGAAGUCCAACUGGGUUAUUCAUGAAUACCAUACCUUUCACGAAAGCCAGAGGACUUUCGUUUUGUGUCGCUUGAUGAAGAAACCUGGGGGAACAACUGAAGAUGGAGGUGAUGAAGGGGAGAGCAGUAGAAUCAUGGUUCCUGGCUAUGAGAAUCAGUCAAUAGCAGGAGGCAUUCCUUCAGGAAUUACUUUUACUGGAAUGGAAACGACCUUACAGCAAGACGAAACGUCUUUUCCAAACUCCUCAUAUCACGAUGCCUAUUUUAGAAAUGAAUCUAACAUUGAGCAUAUUUCAUAUGAAACUACCCAGGAAGAGGAAUUCCUGAAUAAUAUUUUUGUUCAUGACGGUUAUGUUAACAAUGAACAAAAUAUAAAUACCUUCUACAAUACUUUCACCCCAUCGGAGUCAUUGAGAAAGGUAUACCAUCAGAGUAAUGAUACGGAUGCUGAGGUCGUCUACGAACAGGGUGAUAAUAUUAUGAAUAUUUCAACAGUGUUUAAUAGAUAUCUUAACUUAGAUGAAUACCAUUCAUCAAAAGGGUUUGAUUCUGAAUUAUCAGACGUGGAUAUCAAGGAAGAUGUAGGUAUGCCAUCUUCCGUCCAUGAAACAAACCAAGAGAAAAAGAAGAAGAAAAAGAAGAGCAUAUUUUCUUUCUUCUAAUCAUCACAGAGGAAGGUUUCAAACAAUGCAGUAUUCCAUGUAGAGGUGAGAAAAUCAAACAGAUUCAUUAGAAAAUGAAGAUUACUUUCUUGACGAAUGAGGCAGAUGCUUCAUUUGAACUGAUUUUCACUGUAACAUAUUGAUACACCGUGCUGCACUUGAUGUAUUUUGUAGGCUCGGAAGGAUUUUUUCAUUGUGAAUCAGAAGAACCGGAAGCCAUCAAUCUUCUGAUAACAAUAGUAAAGGUUCUUUCAUCUAUAUGGAGACAACGUCAUCAAGACAACGUAGUUUUAAUGGUUUUUAUGUGUGUAUUAUCACGUUAGUUUGGAAGUAUUAUCACUUUAAGUAGUAUAUGUGAAGGGCUGAUGGUGAGUGUUCCCAUAGUUCCUUUUCUUGUAGUUUGAUAACGUCGAAAACUGUCUUAAGAAUUUCAUCAUUGUAAGAUAGGUAAGACACGCAGUUCACUUGUA
Messenger RNA from Vigna angularis (adzuki bean), 1564 nucleotides. Its product is annotated as NAC domain-containing protein 1. Bases 66 to 1094 code for a protein of 342 amino acids. Gene Ontology annotation, molecular function: DNA binding. The record is from RefSeq and is a predicted model, not a curated record. Gene Ontology annotation, biological process: regulation of DNA-templated transcription. Lineage: Eukaryota; Viridiplantae; Streptophyta; Magnoliopsida; Fabales; Fabaceae. The transcript is spliced from 5 exons.